AUGCUGGUCUCCUUGACAGUAGGCAAGGUAGACGCAGGAGUCGCUGUGCUCUUGACCCAGGACAACCGACUCAUCGAAUUUCCCUCCGUCCUCCUCCCAAACAACAUCGCAUCCGGCAGCAUCGUCGACAUUACAGUAUCGCGCAACCAUACCGCUGAAGCCGCAAGCACAGCGGCUUUUCAGGCUCUCCAGAAGCGUAUCCUGAACACGUACGGCGUCAAGAACCCUGCCCCGCCCAUCCUCCGUCUCCGAAAUGCCACGCAAACCUCGCUGGUCCUAGAAUGGGAUCCCAUCGAUCUUGCCACGGCAUCACUCAAAUCCCUCUCUCUUUACCGGAAUGGCUCCAAGGCCGGGUCUAUACCCAGACCGCUGGAGACGCGCAGCACCAAGAUCAGCGGCCUCGCCAUCGACAUGGAGUACACGUUUCAUCUCGUCUUGCGCACAACCGCCGGCACAUACCAAUCGGAGAAGCUGACAUGUCGCACCCACAAGAUGACGGAUCUAUCUGGAAUCACAGUGACGCCUGGUGUGCUCCCACCGCAGCAGAAGGACGCCCUGGCGGCGGCGUUGGAUCGCAUCGGCGGCAAGCUCAUCGACACCGUCCGUAUCGACACUACCCACUUUGUGUGCACGGAGGGGAAAGGCCCCCUGUGGGAGAAGGCUGUCGAGAUGAACAUCCCAGUGGUGGUUCCUGAGUGGGUGGAUGCCUGCGAGGCUGAGGGCACCCUCGUGAGUGUCCGCGGAUACUACCUGAACGCAGACCCCAAGGCCAGACAGCUCGGGCCCAUCCACGCCUCGUCGCAUCAGCACACGCGAUCCUCCGUCUCAAUGGCUACCAAUGCCCCGCCGAAGUCGCACCCGCAGUCCCACUCCCAGCCGCAGUCGCAGUCCCCCUCUCAAUCGCAGUCGCAGUCCCAGUCGCAGUCGAGACUCAGUCUCCACCCCCAACCGGUGCAUGAGAGGAAUCUGAGCGUCGGCGAGCCGCCCGUAACCCCUUUCCCCGGCGCGAGCAUGAGUGGCCAACCGCGCGCGGAUGAGGAGGAAGUCUCAUCAGAUGAGGAGACUCCGCCUCCGCCGCCUCCGAAGGAUGAGGGUAUUGCGGAAGCUGAGCCAACGGUCAACGGCAAAUCUGCGUCGCCAGGUCCGGCAGAGGAAGGCAAUACGAGCGAAGAUGACAAGGCAGAGGAAGAAUCUGAAAGCGAACAGGAGAACUCGGACAAGGAGCAAGAACACGAAGAAGCGCCAAGUAACGAUAAUGACGCCAAGACCAAGGGGAAGGAGGGCGAAGGAGAUUUCAGUGAAGUCACCCUGUGA
Aspergillus clavatus NRRL 1 is the source of this 1314-nucleotide messenger RNA. Its product is annotated as putative chitin biosynthesis protein (Chs5). Lineage: Eukaryota; Fungi; Ascomycota; Eurotiomycetes; Eurotiales; Aspergillaceae. Gene Ontology annotation, biological process: Golgi to plasma membrane transport; conjugation with cellular fusion. The coding region runs from base 1 to 1314 and encodes 437 amino acids. The transcript is spliced from 2 exons. The record is from RefSeq and is a predicted model, not a curated record. Gene Ontology annotation, cellular component: trans-Golgi network; exomer complex. Gene Ontology annotation, molecular function: protein dimerization activity.